UGCAGUAGUGUUCCGCUCUCCAUACUAAAUAGGAAACUGGACGUGAUGUGGAAUUAGAGCCUCCCCAGCUGAAGCCACCCAACACUUACUACAAAUAUAGCCGCGAUGCGUAGGCCACAAAAUGGCUCCACUCACUUUUCCCAAUGAAAAGCAAAUGGAUUUAGCAGUUUUAUCCCGAUGCGGGUGUCCUUCCUCUCUGUAAAGUCGUAAGUACCUUGAGGUGGGAGGAGUAAAUUCAGCCUGACACUGAGAGCGCUUUUGUUGAAACAGGAGAGACUUGCGGUGUCCCUACUUAAAUAUGACACAUGACGAUGGACAGGCCGCCCGCCCCGCCGCCCCCCAGUGACCCCCGCGAUGCCCGCCCCCCCCGGCGGCACGACUCGGAAGCGGAGACCACGAGCGAGCCGGAGAGCAGCCGCGGGGGCAUGGAGGCGCCGGCGGACCCCCAGCUGCUGCUCAACGGGGCGUCCAAGGAGGCGGGCCGGCCCUCCCCCGGGCCCCCCGCCGCCCCCGUGCCCGUCAUCGAGCUGGUGCGCCGGGGGGGCUCCCUGGACAUAAAAAGCCGGGAGGCGGCAGGGGAGGCGAUGCAGAGAGCGCCGGGCGCCGAGCCGUGCCGCGCCGCCGAGGCCGCCUGCGAGGCCCGCAUGGUGCAGCUGAGCCCCCCCGCGCUCCCGCUGCAGCCCCCCGGCAGGGCCAUGCUCUACAACCUGGGCCAGCCGCUGGCCACCAUCAACAGCGGGUUUUUCGGCGAACCGGAUUCCUUCUCCAUGUACGGCAGCAACCGGGUGAAGAGGAGACCCUCUCCCUACGAGAUGGAGAUCACCGACGGUCCUCAUACGAAAGUGGUUCGCCGCAUUUUUACCAAUAGCCGGGAGAGGUGGAGGCAGCAGAAUGUCAACGGAGCCUUUGCAGAGCUUCGCAAGCUCAUCCCCACCCACCCGCCUGACAAAAAACUGAGCAAGAAUGAGAUUUUGCGCCUGGCUAUGAAAUACAUCAACUUCCUGGCCAAGCUGCUCAACGACCAGGAGGAAGAAGGAAACCAAAGGGGCAAAGUGAACAAAGACUCUGGGAUAGUCCAGGAAGACCUCCUGCAGGACAUGUUGUCUCCUAACUCUAGCUGUGGAAGUUCUUUAGAUGGAGCAGCAAGCCCGGACAGCUUCACAGAAGAGCACGAAACACUAGAUUCAAAGCACACGCGGGGUCUGCACCACGCCAUUCUCCCCGUAGAAGGCAAUGCGCAGCGGUGAUGACCUUCCGCAUCGCUCCCGAAGCACCAAGCGGGGAGGCGAGACCCGAGCGUGCGGAUGCUGAAACUUGUGCCCAUGGGAUUUGUGACUCUGCCUUUCCCCGGGGGCUCGACUCCCCGUUCUCCCCAGCUUGGGAUGGAGCAGCUGGUGUGUUGGCUGAGGACAAGACCAAACCAGAUGGAUGUUCGGCAUUUAGGUACGUGAUCGUACAAAGAAGAAAAGCAUUGAAGUCAUCUUCAUUGUACAUACUGCUCAUGAUGUGACUCUGCGGAGGGGCAGGAGACGUGGCCAGCACCUCUCCAGCAUUUAGAGGGUUUUCAGACCAUUUGAUGACCAUCGCUUUUUAAACAAUUGCCUGGCUGAGACACGAAACUCCUCUUUUGCUGCCAGUGGAGGCCAUUGACUCUUUCCAGCUCCAUGUGGCCCUGGAGACUGCCGAAACCUGCCAGGGCUGCAGCAUUUCUCCAGCCUGUGGCAUAUAUAACUGGUCUGAGCAGGAGCUGGGGCCAUGUGUUCCUGUUGUCUGAGAGCUUUUGACUGUAUCUUUUUAAAGAGGUGAAAAAAUACCCUCAGCAAAAGAACUAUUAAAAGGAUUAAGACUUUUUAAUUUUCUCUCCAUUUUUUCCCCCCCUUUCUUCCUUUCCCUUCUACCUAACUUUGGAUUGUUUGGGGUUGUUGUAUUUAUGACGUGGGAUUACUUCUGUUUAACGCUGUCAUGCAGUAUCCACUGAAUGAAAAGGUACAUAGGUGUUGUCUGCCGCCCUCCCAGUCCCCGAUUUUUCUGCUGGCAAUGCUCAGCAGGUGAGCUUCAAGCCUGUUCUGUUCUCCUAGAGUUUUCCCAGUGGUUUCUGUAGGGCCAGAGCUUCUCUCAAGGAAGAUGAAUUUCAGAAUUGGUAAGCAAAAAAAAAAAAUAAAAAUUGCUAGUGAAGCAUCCCCUUGGACUGGGGGUUUUUGAAUUCAAAAAGCAAAAAAAAAGGCAACAGGAGUCAAUGAUUCAUCAACAGUGUGUGUGUACAUAGGGUUAUAAAAGGAUUUUUAAUGGUAUGCUUUGAAUUUUUUGUUUUUAUUGUGUGAAAAUGGUGGUGGUUCAGCUGUGCCAAUGCUUGCAGGCUGGACUACAGUGCUGGAUUUAUUCCGGUGUUAGGAGGGUCCUCACCUGCCUGAGGCUGGUAGGGGGCUACAGCCUCUCCAAACCUUGCAGGGAAGCACUAAAAGCAGCGGUGGGAUUAGCCUCCAUUCCCAAGUGCUCGGACUGCUGCAAAAUUGAUGUCUGCAACUGGGCUGGUCCUCUGAUUCCUGCUGCCCCUCUGGGGAGGGCAUUUGGGAAACAGAAGGGCUGGGGAGCAGGAGGCUGCUGCUGCGGUGGCGGGUAGCUGAGGACUGCAUCACACCAUCACCGCUGCAUCAGGCCCAUCUCUCACCCACCGUCUGAUGCCUGACACAGCAAUUGCCCCAAGCCCAUCUUCUCCAUCUACAGAGAUGUCACAAAUCUCUACCAUGCUACAAUAAAACAAAACAAAACAAAACAAAACAAAACACCCACAAACAUCCUUUGGAAGGGAAAUAAUCCUUUGAGCGGGGACAUCUUCCACUGGACUCAUUCCUUUUCAAGGGUGCUGAGGUACAAGGAAACACAGGAUUUGGGCGGGUGUCUGCAAGCCCGUCCGGGCUUAAUUCAGAGCCCCGUCAUUUUCAUACCCACUUGGUUUAAAUGCUUCUUUGUAAAUAAUAGGUGGGAGGCUGGUGUGUGGGUUGGUGUGUUAGGAGGCAUUAGCUGCCUGGAAACGGGUCCCACCCCAAGCAAGGGUUUCCAGCAUAGACCCAAAUCCUCUCAAAUCACAAACUCCCCCAUCUUAAAUUGGGGCAAAGGAGGAAAACUCCUUCCUGGGUCCGUAUUGCCCAUGCAUGGGGGUUUUUACUAAAGGGGGUACCCGCAGGGCUGGACCAGGGGAGCGGUGAUGGUGGGUGAUGGAGUGAUGCUGAGGAAGAGGGUUGGGCUGCUCCUGGUGCCGGGGUAGGAGAGGUGGGUGGCCAGGGCUGGUAGACGGGGGCCCUCUGGGAAAGGAGGGGGAUGCUGUCACACAGCUAAAGCUGUUCUUGUCUUUCAGCAUUCAAAAUAACCCUGGGGUGGGGUGUGUGGGGAUUUUACACCCUUUUUAUUAACCUAUUGAAAGAAAAAAUCACCAAUGUUUAGAAAUUCCUCAUUUCCAACAAGUUUGGGGUUUGUUUUUUUGUUUUUUUUUUUUUUUUUUUCACUCUUUUCAGUAGCUGAACAUUUGGGAAAAUGGUACAACCUUGGCAGCACCCCCCAAUACCCCCACGCACAUGCGCACCUGCUUGUAGCCCUUAGCAGAGCGUGCCAUAGGUCUCCUGGGGUAUGUACAGUUGUACUUUAAUUGUGAUUUGAAUGGUACAUUUCCUCUGCCCAACUCUCCUCCUGCCUGCUUCAUCUCUCGCUGUGUGGACCAUCGCCCCCCGUUUCUGUUGGAAACAGCACUUUGGGGCAAUGUCGUACCGUGUGAGUGAAUUCCCACCGUAUGAUUUUUGGGUUUUCAGCCCCAUCCCUUUCUCUGCCACCCUCCCCCUGGAUUUCUGCAUUUUUUCUGCAGAAACAAAGUAACCAGACCUGGUACCCCGAGUCUCAACCCACUGUGGAUGUGCUAUUUAGAAAACACAUUUGUUGUAAUGUGUGUGUAUAUAAAAUAUAUAUAUAUAUAAUGAAUAUAUCAAGAAUAUUUCUAAAUAAAGUUUUACAAAGCA
Molecule: messenger RNA, 4007 nt
Organism: Phalacrocorax carbo (great cormorant)
Lineage: Eukaryota; Metazoa; Chordata; Aves; Suliformes; Phalacrocoracidae
Source: RefSeq, a predicted model, not a curated record